AUGUCGUUCAACAACAGCAACAACAACAUCAACAGCAACAACAACUUCCAGCCAGCCCUCUACUCCCAUGUGGCUGUCGGGUUUGUGUGUCCUCUGGCCUCUCCUGAGGGCUAUGUCUACAACCCCAACGCUACUUGGAGUCCUGAGUGGUCUGGCCCUGCCUCUCCAGACAAUGUUGCCAUCGACGAAGACGAUGACCCCCUCAGCAACUACGUCUAUGGUGGGGAAGCUUGUGAUCCCAUGGACCAUCCCUUCGACGAUGGUUUCGAUUACUGGCCGUCCGUGAGGGGCACCAGUAUUCGUUCUGCUUCGGCGGAGCCAGAGUUGUCGGGCAUGGGCCAUGAGCCUGAUGCCAGUGAGUCGGAGGAGGAGGUCUCGGAGGAGGAGACCGAAUCUGAAGAUGAGCGUCCUUCCCGCGGGGAGAAGCGCCCCGCAUUGCCUCCGGGUGUCUCUGCAGGGUCUGGCAAUGGCGUUGGAGAGCAGGCUUCUUCGGCUGGUGUCCCUCUCGCGGAUGCUGCCCAAGUGCAGGAGGAGGAAGACGAGGAUGAUGGUGUGGAGUUCGAGGAGGUUGACGACGACGACUACGCCCCUGUUCGUCCUGCUCGUCGCGAGGCAGCAGGUCAGCAGUCGGCAAGGGUCUCGGCCGCACCCGCUCCCACCAUCUCCUCUCGCAAGGCAAGUGGCUGGUCCGACGCAGAGGAUCUUGCUUGCAUCAAGGCCAUGAAGGAAGUCUGCACCUUGGAGAGAUACGCUGCUGUUGCCAGCACAGAGAAGCGCUUCGAGGUGGUCGCAGAACGCAUGAAGCAGGGAGGCUUCAACCGCUCCGCCUCUGGCGUGAAGUUGCAGUGGAACCGCAGAUUGCGGGCCAUCUCGGGGUUCGAGGAUCGCGGUGAGAAGAAGCAUUCUGCUUCUGGGCUCACCACCUCGGCUCUGGGUACUUCCAAGGGCACCAAAAGUGGCACCUCCGCUGUCACCUCUUUGGCUCCUGAUUCCCGUCGUGACAGCAAGCGCAAGGCUGCCGUCAUCAUCAGCGACGACGAGGAAGAGGAGGACUACGCCUACGCCCCGGCACCGACCUCGUCAAGGCCUGCCAAACGUGCUCGUACCACCUCGGCCGCUCCUUCGACACAAGAGGUUCCUUCGACUCAGUCACGAGCCUACUACGAUCUCUCGCUCACCAACGUCCUCUCCGGACCAAGAUCAUCUCGUCAACGUCCUGCCGCAGCUGCUGCUCCUACCGCAUCAACUCGUCAAAAGCGCGCCAUCACUAUCGAAGAUGAAGAGGAUGAGGACGACUUCAACCCUUCUGAGCCCAAGCCAAAGCGUCAAAAGCAGACAUCAACCGCCGCUCCUGCCAGGCGAGUCGCAGCACCUCGCAAGCAACCAGCUCAGCCUGCAACAGCUCCUCGCAUGCCUUCUCCCUCUGUCCCAAUCCCCAACUCUGGCAAAGGCAGCUCCUCUGCAGCACCUUCAGCAAUGCGCAAGCACCGCAUGUCGACAUUCGAGCCUACCAACCGCUGGAGCAAGACCGAUGGCCGCAAGCUCGACAAGAACAACAUGGCCGACUUCCAAGAGUACCACAACCCAAAAAAGUACACCGAGCGUGCUGUCACUCCUGAAGCAGGACCCCUCAACAAGGCCCACUGGGCAGGAAUCCUCAAAAGACGUCAGAACGAAGUCGCUGCCAAGAAGGAAGCCAAAGCUCGCAAAGAAGCAGAAGAGGCAGAAGAAGAGGAUGAAGACUCCAUCGUCAGCACAGCCAGCAAAGCCAACAAGAGCCGUGAGCUUCGCAGACAGAGAGCCUCUACUACCACCACCACCACCACCAACAACACUGCUCAACAACCUCGUCCUCGCUCUCAGCGCCAGCUCUCCCCCAUCGUCGAAGAGCGCGAGAAUGACAGCGAUGGCCAGAGCAUCAUCCCAGCUCAAGGUGAAGUAGCAGCUCAACUCGCUGCUGAUGAGGAAAUGGCAAGAAAGCUUCAAGCAGAGCUAAAUGGCGGUGUUUCUCGCUCUCGUCGUGUUCGUGGCUUCAACUAA
Aureobasidium subglaciale EXF-2481 is the source of this 2040-nucleotide messenger RNA. RefSeq lists its product as uncharacterized. The record is from RefSeq and is a predicted model, not a curated record. Lineage: Eukaryota; Fungi; Ascomycota; Dothideomycetes; Dothideales; Saccotheciaceae. The coding region runs from base 1 to 2040 and encodes 679 amino acids. The transcript has a single exon.